AUUUUAACUUGCUACAUAUACCACGCCGACAGCCAGCGACAUCCACACGUUCCCUACUUUUUUUUUUCAAAAGUCACGGCGUAGUACAGCCGUGUCCUUCUUCAUUCCGCUUCCCCCCUCUUCGAGCGAGAAAUAUUAUGCGAGCGACUUCACGACGCUUCGCAGCUGGCCUUGCUCUGGCAGGUGCCUUUCUGACCGGCGUUGAUGCUAUUCAGACGGUCUCUCGCAACGGAAGAUACCUUUACACUGCGGACGGAAACAGGUUUUAUAUCAAGGGUGUAGCCUACCAGGAGCAAGGUGCGGUGGUAGCGGACGCAAGCAAUCCUUUCCUCGAGCCAUCUACUUUCAUCGACCCCUUGGCAGACGGCACUGCUUGCACUCGUGAUCUUCCUUACCUGCAGCAACUUGGUGUCAAUGCCAUUCGCGCUUACAGCGUCAAUUCGUCGCUGAACCAUGACUCUUGCAUGCAAACAUUUAGUAAUGCCGGUAUUUAUACCAUCAUCGAUCUUUCUCUGCCUGGGAAUGGUUCCAUCGACCGCAACUCGCCCUCCUGGACUACCAAUCUACUUGAUGUAUAUAUUGAGACUAUCAGUGCCUUCUCAAAAUACAACAACGUCUUGGCUUACAAUGUCGGAAACGAAGUAGUCAUCGCACCCAACGGAACGGCUGCUGCUACCUUCGUCAAGGCAGCUGCUCGUGAUGUGAAAUCAUACCUUAAUUCCAUCAAGUCUAGUGCGCUCGUUGGCUACGCGUCAAUCGACGGAGAUUCUACAUGGCUUGCUCCUUUGGCCAACUAUUUGUCUUGUGAUCCUUCUGGUUCAAACUCCGGUGCCGCUGCCAUCGAUCUAUUCGGGUUAAACAAUUAUGAAUGGUGUGGAAAUUCAACCUACCAGGCUUCUUAUGCCAACACAGAGGCCGAAUUUGCGGCUUACAAUGUUGCAGCCUACUUCAGCGAAUUCGGGUGCAUUACCUCCCCUCCUCGUCUGUGGACAGAAGUUGGGGCGCUUUUGAGCUCGGAGAUGUCUCCCGUUUGGUCUGGUGGUGUCGCAUUUUCCUACUUCCCAGCUACGAGCGUCCAGGGACAGUUCGGAAUGGUUACGAUCUCAACUGAUGGCAAAACUGUCACUACAAGCAGCGAUUUCAGUAACCUACAGACUCAGUACACCGCUGCAUCGCCACCCAAUUCGCCUGUGCAGAGCGCUGCUGGCGCUGCCAGCUACCCUUCGUGCCCUCAGCAGAGCUCCAAUAUGCUCGCUUCUAGCACUCUCCCCCCUACGCCUAACUUGGCUGCUUGCCAGUGUCUCGAAAACAAUCUUAGCUGCCAGUUCACGCCUACGACCAGUAACUACUCGGCAAUCGUUGGAUCGUUGCUAGAUUACGGGUGCAGCCUUAUCGGACAGUCCGGCGGAAGCUGUAGCGCGAUUUCUGCUAACGGGACAUCAGGACAAUACGGCGCGGUAUCUGAGUGCGAUCCCACGGUGAUGUUGUCCUAUGUGAUGAGCGAGUACUACAUAGCAAACGGAGCCAACGUUCAAUCAUGUAGCUUCGGUGGGAAUGGAACCGUCAAUAGCAAGGCACCAUCCAGCGCCAGCGGUGCUAAUUCUGCGGCGUCUUCCUGUCUCGCCAGCGCUACGAGCACGUCCGUCCCCACUCUCCCUGCUGGAGCCUCGAGCGCUCUCGGGUCAUCCACCACUACCUCGAGUAGUGGAGGACCCUUGAUGGGCAUGGGAGUCCUUGUUGCGGCUGGUAUUGCUAGUGGGCUCUGGACACUAGUUUGAGGUGGUAGAACAAUGGACCCUUCUCAAAUUGGUUUAUGUCAUGGACUUUCGUGUAUAUGGAUCAUUGUUCCGGAGUACUGUAUAUGCCAGUAAUUGAUGUAGAUUUAUACCCUGAAA
Suillus paluster is the source of this 1895-nucleotide messenger RNA. Its product is annotated as carbohydrate-binding module family 43 protein/Glycoside hydrolase family 72 protein. Gene Ontology annotation, biological process: fungal-type cell wall (1->3)-beta-D-glucan biosynthetic process. Bases 138 to 1778 code for a protein of 546 amino acids. The transcript has 7 exons. Gene Ontology annotation, cellular component: fungal-type cell wall; cytoplasm. NCBI's taxonomy places the organism in Eukaryota, Fungi, Basidiomycota, Agaricomycetes, Boletales, Suillaceae. Gene Ontology annotation, molecular function: 1,3-beta-glucanosyltransferase activity. The record is from RefSeq and is a predicted model, not a curated record.